AUGGAUAGAUGCAAACAUGUAGGGCGGUUGCGGCUCGCCCAGGACCACUCCAUCCUGAACCCGCAGAAGUGGUACUGCCGGGAGUGCGCCACCACCGAGUCGGUGUGGGCUUGUCUCAAGUGCUCGCACGUGGCCUGCGGCCGCUACAUCGAAGAUCACGCACUCAAACACUUCGAAGAGACCAGACACCCCCUAGCCAUGGAGGUCCGGGAUCUCUACGUGUUCUGCUACCUGUGCAAGGACUACGUGCUUAACGACAACCCGGAGGGGGACCUGAAGCUGCUGAGAAGCUCCCUCCUGGCGGUCAGGGGCCAGACGCAGGACCCGCCGCUGAGGCGCGGGCGGACGCUGCGGUCCAUGGCGGCGGGCGAGGACGCCGUCCCGCCUCAGCGCGCUCCUCAGGGACAGCCGCAGAUGCUCACGGCUCUGUGGUACCGGCGCCAGCGCCUGCUGGCCAGGACGCUGCGGCUCUGGUUCGAGAAGACCUCGCGGGGCCAGGCCAAGCUGGAGCAGCGGCGGCGGGAAGAGGCGCUGGAGCGCAAGAAGGAGGCGGCGCGGCAGCGGCGGCGCGAGGUGAAGCGACGGCUGCUGGAGGAGCUGGCCAGCACCCCUCCGCGCAAAAGCGCGCGCCUGCUGCUGCACGCGCCCCGCACCGCGCCGCCGCGCGUGCCCGCCGCGCGCGCGCCCGCCGGGCCCCGCCCUGCGCCGCGCCGCGCGCCCGCCAUGGCGCCUGGCGUCACGGGCUUGCGCAACCUGGGCAAUACCUGCUACAUGAACUCCAUCCUGCAGGUGCUCAGCCACCUGCGCAAGUUCCGCGAGUGCUUUCUGAACCUCGACCCGUCCAAGACGGAGCAGCUGUUCCCCAGGGCCGCCAACGGCAAGGCCCCGCUCUCAGGCAGGCCAGCCAGCAGCUCCGCCACAGAGCUGUCGUCGCCCCGGAGUGACGGGGCCGAGGCCUGCGAGCGCGAGGGCCUCUGCUUGAACGGUGGGACCUCCCUUAGCAGGAGGCUAGAGCUCAUUCAGAACAAGGAGCCCAGCUCGAAGCACAUCUCCCUCUGCCACGAACUGCACACCCUCUUCCGCGUCAUGUGGUCGGGGAAGUGGGCCCUGGUGUCGCCCUUCGCCAUGCUUCACUCGGUGUGGAGCCUGAUCCCCGCCUUCCGCGGCUACGACCAGCAGGACGCGCAGGAGUUUCUCUGCGAGCUUUUGCACAAAGUGCAGCAGGAACUCGAGUCCGAAGGCACGACACGCCGGAUCCUCAUCCCCUUCUCCCAGAGGAAGCUCACCAAACAGGUCUUAAAGGUGGUGAACACCAUAUUUCACGGGCAGCUACUUAGCCAGGUCACUUGUGUAUCAUGCAAUUACAAAUCCAAUACCAUUGAGCCCUUUUGGGAUCUGUCCCUGGAGUUCCCUGAACGCUAUCACUGCAUAGAAAAGGGGUUUGUCCCUUUGAAUCAGACAGAGUGCCUGCUCACUGAGAUGCUGGCCAAGUUCACAGAGACAGAGGCCCUGGAAGGCAGAAUCUACGCCUGUGACCAGUGUAACAGCAAACGACGAAAAUCCAAUCCAAAACCCCUUGUUCUGAGUGAAGCUAGAAAGCAGUUAAUGAUCUACAGACUACCUCAGGUCCUCCGGCUGCACCUUAAAAGAUUCAGGUGGUCUGGCCGUAAUCACCGAGAGAAGAUUGGGGUCCAUGUCGUCUUUGACCAGGUAUUAACCAUGGAACCUUACUGCUGCAGGGACAUGCUCUCCUCUCUUGACAAAGAGACCUUUGCCUAUGAUCUCUCCGCAGUGGUCAUGCAUCACGGGAAAGGGUUUGGCUCAGGACACUACACAGCCUAUUGCUACAACACAGAGGGAGGUUUUUGGGUCCACUGCAAUGACUCAAAGCUGAAUGUAUGCAGUGUCGAGGAAGUGUGCAAAACUCAAGCCUACAUCCUUUUUUACACUCAAAGAACAGUUCAGGGCAAUGCAAGAAUCUCAGCAACCCAACUCCAAACUCAGGUGCAUUCCAGCAACAACGAUGAGGGCAGACCACGGACCUUCCCCUGAAUGGCAAGCACAUUAUCAAGGACUGACUUGCUUUUAAACUCUUGGUAUUGGUACAUCUUUCCUCUUACAGGAAAUAAGGUUUACUACAGGAACAGAUUACUAGGUUUGCCUCACUGGGUCUAGAGCAGAAGGUGCCAGGUAACUGGUAUCUAUCA
Molecule: messenger RNA, 2207 nt
Organism: Budorcas taxicolor (takin)
Lineage: Eukaryota; Metazoa; Chordata; Mammalia; Artiodactyla; Bovidae
Gene: USP49
Product: ubiquitin specific peptidase 49
Exons: 5
Coding region: 1-2052 (683 amino acids)
Biological process (GO): protein deubiquitination
Cellular component (GO): cytoplasm
Molecular function (GO): zinc ion binding; cysteine-type deubiquitinase activity
Source: RefSeq, a predicted model, not a curated record